AUGCCGGAUCGCGGAAGCAUUCGAGGUCUGCACCGACUGUGCGACUCGGUGAGCGGCGUCAACUGGCGUCCGACGCGGUUCGACGACGAGUUGACGUUGAGCCGUUACUCGUGCUGCGUGUGUUAUGUCAUUCCCAGCACGACGGUCGUGCUGCCCUGUUCGCACGCUCUGUGCGAGCUGUGUGUGACGGGGUGUGUCGUCCAAGAUGGCGGAAGCGUCUGUCCCCUGGACGCCCAGCCUUUCUGCGAAGACGAGUGCCAGAAGUUAAAGCUCCCUGCCAAGACAAAGAACAACCUCAAGGCUCAUUGCUGGAAUGAUGCUGACGGCUGCGAGUUUGUAGGCACCAUCGAGGCCGUACUGCUGCACUUCGACAGAGAAUGCGCCUUCCACGCUGUCCAGUGUCACGGCUGCGAACGAAGAAUACUGCGAACAGACAUUGCGGCACACUAUGUUGCCGGAUGCUCACAGAACGCUUCUUGUGCAAGCAGUGCUCAGCCGAACAGGCAAGAUAGUCCGUCUACCAGUUGUUACGAGAGUGCAAUACUGGAAAAGUUGUCCGCUCUUCAGGCACAAAUGAACGGAUUCUCCCGAACCUCGGACUCCGCACGUUUGAAUUGCAUCAGCCGCGCAGUCAGUGCAUUUGAAAGUAGUUGCCUGCGUGGAAUGAAAGGCAUAGAGUCGAACAUCAUUUCGACGAUGACUCAACAACUGAACGCUGGCCUGCAAGAAGUGAAGAUGCUUGUCAGAGAUCCCUUAAGCGAUCAGCUGUCAUCACUUCAGAGCCAAGUGAACGAACUCGUUGAACAGUCUAGGCAGCACGACACCUCCGAAAUGCAGGAAGUGGUAGGCCUGGUUAGAGACACGCAAGCUCAAUUGAAGCAAGAUGGGCCGGCCCAGUCGCAGCUAAUGGCGCGCAUGCUUAGAGACACCGAAAAUAAAUUGAAAGAAGAUCUUUCAUCCAAAUUACAGGAAUUUGUACAUGCGCUAAAGGACUCCGCAUGCGAGACAAAAGAGCAUGUGAGCAAGGUAGAGGUUAAUCUCUCUUCGAAGCUCACGGAGCAAGAGCAGUCUCUGCUGAGAGCGCUCGAAUCCUUCAAGCUUAAUAACGAAUCUAGCGAAAGAGAGAGACCCCUUGCCACUGCUGCUCUGGGAAAGCAAGAAGAUAUCCCAAGCAGGAUGCAAGAGAGUUUGAUCCCGUUGAAGCUGGAACUGUUCGUCGACGAAACAGUGAGGACUCUGGAAUUUCUGCGCCAGCAGAUUUAUAGAAGCGCAAAUGAACUAUGGGUUUCGGAUGUUACCAACUUUGACUCAUAUUGGUGCACCACGGGCGCCAGUACUUCCUCAGAUUCGCCUCUCAAUGUGACCCUGGGAAAUGCAAGUGUACUUAGCGCAGACAAAAAAGUGUCCACAGUCGCGAAUAUUUGGUACUACAGGAACAUGUGGACUACAAUUGUCUUUCAGGCAAUGCAACCCUCAGCGAACUUUUGCAUUCAUAUGGACUGCAUUAAUACUUUCGGACAAUCCAGCUCUCGAAUCACCGAUGUCACCGUAGAGGCAGUACCAAUACGUCCUAAUACGUCGUCUCUUCCUUUUCACCGCUGUAGUCUAUGGGAACCCUAUCUCUGGUCCAGAAAGGGCACCUCACAUUUUAGGGCGAGCUUCAUUUAUAGAAAAAGGAAAGCUCGCUGAAGGCGGCUUCAUAAAAGACGGAGAACUUACGCUGCGAAUUAAGUUUAUAGAUUAGGACCCACCUACAGCCUCCGCACUAGAAACAUGUUUUUGAAGACAAAACCAUCUAUUUAAUGUGGAAGAUUCGAACUUCAAGGCAACGGCAGCGAAUUUACCUUGUGUGUUCUUGAACAUCUGUUUCACAAAGGGAAGCUUAGAUGCGAUAGCAUUUCAUCCAAAACUUCAUUUAAUAGAAAAACAUUAUUUCCCGUUCUUGUUGAUAGGGGUUGAGUUGUUCAAAACAGGAUUGUCACAUAUAGCGAGUGCGUAGAGGAUUAGCUUUGUGCCUAAAGCCUUAUUUAUUAAGCUACUAACACCGCUAAGUGUUCCCAUGAGUGAGAAACUGUUGCGGCACUGUUGCGAACUUCUAGUGCAAUCUACGUUUCGUGUAGAUAGCAAUAGAUGAGUUGGGAAUACGUACGUGCAUCUGUAAUAAAAUAAUUAGAAAAAAACUGCCUGAGUGAUUGCAUCUACUGGCCACAACAGGACUAAAGUCUUGUGUUUAGACCACUGACCAGGAGUGGGCUUCCAAGGUUGUUCAAACGCACAGUGCAAUGAUAUGCAAGUGCGAAAAACGUGUAGCGUAAUGUUCUCGAACAAGGCGUUUUGAAAGACCGCGUUGUGUAUGAAGCCAUGUGAACACUGUUGUGUGAAGCUGUUCUAAUAAAGUGCCGUUUGUUUCCUGCGCUGACAGCGAGUGAUUCUUUAUUGAUUGAAAGGAGAAACUUGGUUCGAUUUGUUGUGAUGCCCUUCCAGUCCUGGGCCCUUUUGACAUCUGCAGACCUUGGGACCUAGUUUAUAAAGAACUUUUGUUCUUGCAGGUCUAAGCUGGCUAUGUGAAGUUCUUUGUUGUUUUGGGAUAUACACUGGUUAGUUUUACGAGUAUACUUUUACAUUUUUGUUUCUUCGAUUGGUGAUUGUUUCUCA
Molecule: messenger RNA, 2655 nt
Organism: Rhipicephalus sanguineus (brown dog tick)
Lineage: Eukaryota; Metazoa; Arthropoda; Arachnida; Ixodida; Ixodidae
Product: TNF receptor-associated factor 6
Exons: 2
Coding region: 1-1689 (562 amino acids)
Biological process (GO): positive regulation of JNK cascade; regulation of canonical NF-kappaB signal transduction; protein K63-linked ubiquitination
Cellular component (GO): plasma membrane signaling receptor complex; cytoplasmic side of plasma membrane
Molecular function (GO): ubiquitin protein ligase binding; tumor necrosis factor receptor binding
Source: RefSeq, a predicted model, not a curated record